Rhopilema esculentum is the source of this 3874-nucleotide messenger RNA. RefSeq names its product alpha-1A adrenergic receptor. The record is from RefSeq and is a predicted model, not a curated record. Gene Ontology annotation, cellular component: plasma membrane. Gene Ontology annotation, biological process: positive regulation of MAPK cascade; adenylate cyclase-activating adrenergic receptor signaling pathway. Gene Ontology annotation, molecular function: G protein-coupled receptor activity. NCBI's taxonomy places the organism in Eukaryota, Metazoa, Cnidaria, Scyphozoa, Rhizostomeae, Rhizostomatidae.
UUCUUAGUAACAGGUUAGAAAGACUUUGCAAAUAUGGCAUACUCCAUUUCCAUAACCUUAAGCUAUCAUCAACAACCGAAUUGAAAAAGUAUUCAAGGUUUAAGAUAAUUAUAUUAGUGUGUUUUUGGUAAAGAAAAGGAAGCUUCUCUAUUUCAAAUUGUUUUAUUUUGAUUUAGCAAAACGGCGAAAGACCUACUCCAGAUUCCUCUAGGAACUGCUUAGAAAUAUAUUGCUUUUUAAUUGGGACAUGUUGGACUAAAAAAAUAGUGAAAUGCAGCUUGAAAAUGGCAAAGAAAGGGCUAUAAUGGAAAAAAGCAGUCGGAAAAACAAGCGAUGGAAUAGGGUUAUAUUCUAUUAAGGUUUACGGACAUUGAACGAUGUUGCGAAGAAGGCGAAGGAGAAGUAGAACCCACAUGAAAAGUCCACAUAAAGAAUAUAUAGACAGAGUAUGUUCCAAUGAAAAGAUAUCAACGGCUUUAUCAGCUGAAUACCAAGGGCAGAAGUAUGGUUGUCAGAAAUUUCUUAAUGAAAGUCAAUCUAAUGAACGCGGUUUUUAUAGGAUGAAAUACUGUACUAUGAAAUAUUGAAUACACAUGAAGGUUAAGAAAUUACUCAUAAGAUCCCUUGAUGGUUGAUGUUGAGAUUAAAAAAGAAAUUUCAAGAAUGAAGUUUGACUGUAGUCUUGAUUCAAAUGUAUUUUUAUAGCUGUGGCCUUCAAUUCCGAGAGUCUUUAGGGCGUAGCAACGCCAAAUUUCCCUAGGGGCUACACCCCCAGAACACUGACCCUCUCUUCCUUGAAAGGCCCUUCACUUAAAACCAGGCUUCGUCAUUGGCAAGACGACAAUUCCCGAUCUGUUUCAUGAAGCUUCCAGCGCCUUUGCUAUGAGACCGUUCUUCGUAUCACUUUAUAUAAAGUUGUGACGUCACAACACGUUUUCUAUUGUUUAGGGCUCCACUUAGUGUUUUCUGACUGGCAUUGCCCGUAUAAUUUUUGUUUGUUGGUUUGUAUGAAUUUUGCAAGGUAGAUUGUCAAUAUUGACUUUGAGCUUCCCAUUUGCACCAUGGUAAUAGUGAUUUUGCCGAACUUUGCAUGUAUUUUCGAAAUUUGCCCAGAUGACUCAAAUUUUCUGGUUUUAAAGCUGCAUAGAGUUUGGAACGGAAUAGGACACAUGAGUGCGAUCGAGAAAUACAAGAUUAGACAUGAAAUGAAAUUGAAACUGUAGGAAAUGGCCAUGUUUUUCAACCAAAGCUCAACCGUAACCAACAUCACCACAGAGAAAUUGAACACAACUCUGAUGCCAGCUGUUUUGAAGACCUUGACGUCCUCAUCAGCUCCAUAUGGCUACAUUUUGUCACAAUAUUCGACGGGUAUAAGAUACACUUACAUAACAUUGCUUCUCAUUACUGUAGUUAUGAUUAUUGUAGGAAAUAUAACAUUGAUUGCUAUUAUCUGUUUUUACAAAAAGCUCCAUACGGCCACGAAUGUAUUCAUCGCAAACUUGGCGAUAGGCGAUGCAAUAAUCGCAUUUACGGUUGUGCCGUUCGAUGUCGAUCAGCUAAUUCGCGGGUAUUUCGCGUUUGACAAGAGAAUCUGCGAAGUAUCAAACACUAUAUUUUUUCUCUCUUUACCGGCCUCAACUGUCAACCUCUCGAUACUGACAUUCGAGAGGUUUUGUGCGAUACGGUUUCCGCUGCUGCACAGAACUGGUCGGUUGUUUACGACGAAGCGGAACAUUGCGAUAAUCGUGUGCGCUUGGGUCUACACAUCAGUGACGGCCUGCUUGCCGAUAAUGGGCUGGCGAAGCUUCCCAACAAUUGUUUCAGGAGGGCAGUGCUUCUUCUUUUUCGAAAUCGAAUAUGCAGUCUUCCAGUUAAUAGCAAAUUUCAUCUUUCCAUUGCUUUUUAUUGUUAUCAUGAAUAUCUGGAUCCUGCAAAUCGCUCGGAGAGAUUUUGGAAAGAAACUCACGUCGAGGAAACAUUCAGCGUCUGGAGCCCGGGCGAUGCUACGAAAAAAUUCACAUGGAAGUUCCAAUUCAAAGCAAAAGUCAGUGGAAUCGGCCAUAAAAAGAAAAAUUUCGCGAAGUGGCUCAACAUCAACCCAAGAUGCAAAUACGAAAGCUGCCAAGAUUAUCGCUAUGCUCGUUGGAGUCUUUGCUUUUUGCUGGAUGCCUUACAUAAUCAACCUUGCAGCUAAUAUAGCUUGUAAAGGGUGUUCUCCCGAAGAGGUGACAACAGCCACAAUGAUUCUAGUAUUCUUCAAUUCAGCAAUCAAUCCAAUUCUUUACGGUAUCUAUAAGCCGCAAAUUCGUUCUGCCUUGAAAGAGGUGUACAACGCUUUAUGCCAGUGCAUGAACAGAAGACGAGGGUACGAAAACCACCAUGUUGACAAAGAGGUCGAACUGACGUGUGUUUGAGGCAGACUGUUUGCCAAAGGGGGUUACUGAUUCAGUAAGUUGAUCAACGCCUUUUACUUUGAGAAGAACCAAGACAUCUGAAAAGCUGCUCAAACAUUGCCAUCGUUACUAUAUUACCAAUUCGGUAAAAGAAAUAUAAUGCAUAGAUAUUGCAUUAGAAUAAGAGCUUAGAAAUUCAUCUCUUCUAGUUCGAGUAAAUGUCUUUUUAGAAUUAAGUAUCAUGGUUAGUUUCAGAGUUGAUAUAAUAACCAAGAUUUGUCUCCAUCAAGUUGUGGAUAAAUUGGUAGAUUCUUUCAAUAUGAUUUUCAAACACUUAACUUCAAUUUGCUUCCUAAGUGUUGCUAACAGUAGGACUAAAGCCAUAGGGUCCAUUUUAACAGUUUUCUAAGGAUUACUAACAGCAACAUUAGGGCUGUAGUGAUAGGAAAAUAAUAGGGGGGGGGUGAAAAUAGGUCUAGAGGUAAACACCCAGGAAUAUUUGUUUGGGGACUAUUUGUUCAGGAUGAUCUUAAUAUGCUUUUUUUUGCAUUAUAUCACAAAUGUUAUUCAAUGUUAUCUCACAAAUGCAGAAGACGGUUAUUCACUAACUUGAUUAUGAGGAUUCUCACAAUGCUUACAUGACGUGCCUGAUUUCGGAAGCUUGAAAUUCAGGUGAUUCUAUUUUAUUUAAGCCUGAAAUCUUAUAAACGAAACGUCUGAAUCUAAACCGGGAUGACCUGAUCUUAUCUUAAAGCUGAACUCUGAAAACAAAUUCAUAACACUCAAAGAUUUCUGAACCUUGAAAUCAAAUUUUGCAUUUUGAGUUUAAUUACAUUAAACUUGACAAAUAAGUUUGAAGUGAACUCCGAAGCCCUGACAUUUAUAUUUCACAUCUAUAUUUUUAAUGUAAAAUUUUAUCAGGUGCAUUUUUAUUACUGUUUACUCUAGGUUAGGUUUUGUUUAGUUUACUUUCUUUAUUUUCAUUGGAAAUACACCAUUUGAAAUCUUCACCAAAUGAUAAUAUUCGCUCUUUAUGGAAAAAUACCAGCAGUAGCACAAAUAUACAAUAUGAUAUAUAUAGGAACACCAAAGAAGCAUUAAAGGCUGUCCAGCAUGAGCAUAAAGAUCGUCUGCAAAACAUCCUAACCUCCCAAGGAUCUUUAUUAUCACAUCUCUUUAACCAGAAACUUCCACAAAUAAACAAACUUUGGUCCAAGGUGCAAAGUAGCAUGCCUCAGAAUAUUUUAAAUUUCACCAUAAGGUACCUGAACAAUACUCUGACUGUUCUUUCUGUUUUCUGCCAGAAACCCUCCUUCACGUUGUUGCUGGCUGCAAAACAUAUCUGGAUCAAGGCCGAUACACCUGGUGACAUAACUCUAUCCUAAACUUUCUAGUUACGUCACUAAAAGCUGUCAAUGAAUCUACCAUCUACGCUGAUAUACCUGGUUUUUUAUCACCAUCAAUCAUAACUGGAGAAAACC